UUUGAACUGAUAAGAAGAUGCGGAAGAGCGGCAGAGUGCAGCCGAACUGGUACAUUUUCCAGUGACUCAAAAAGGUUUGCCAUCAAUACUACCUGCUGUAACUCCAGUAUGUGCCUCCCUCCUAUCCCCACGUUCCCAUCCCAAGUAUCAGCUGAAAAUGGCCUGGCCUGCCCAGCGUGCUACGUAGAGAACUCCAGGAGAUGUUUAUCAGACGAACCCUUGAACUGUGUUGGAAAUGAGAAUCGCUGCAUCCAGUACCUAAAGCAGGAACUCUAUGACGGCAAGUUGACAAUUGAGUCUUUUUACGGAUGUACCACAGACAGUAUCUGCCGACUUGGAUCAUCGAGUAAGAAAUUCUUGUAUUUGACAAAUGAGACUUUCAAAACCGUAAAAAUGGAUAUGAGCUGCAGCGGCGGUAUGGGGCUGAGCGUUCCCUUCCUCUCCUACCUGGGCUUCAGAUUAGUUGGCCUUAUGAUAUAA
Molecule: messenger RNA, 480 nt
Organism: Xenopus tropicalis (tropical clawed frog)
Lineage: Eukaryota; Metazoa; Chordata; Amphibia; Anura; Pipidae
Product: phospholipase A2 inhibitor 25 kDa subunit-like
Exons: 3
Coding region: 109-480 (123 amino acids)
Cellular component (GO): extracellular region
Source: RefSeq, a predicted model, not a curated record